GCAUGCACCUACCCAGAGUCAUGUAACAUAGAAUCGCAUUUGUAUCCUUCCACGUCAACGUCUCCAGAUGUCAAAUGAUCAACAAUACCCGAGAAGAUAAAUACGAAACGACGGUCCAAGAUCAGGGUUAGAAAGUGCCAAAUACCUUGGGGAAGAACGGCUUUUCAUUCCCAACCUGUCCGCUACAAUUGGAGAGCAAUCGGAGGCCAGGGUCUGGUGAAGGUGCGGGAAGGAUCGGAGUCCCAAGUGCCGUGCAUCCCGCGAGAGAACAGGUGACCCAGCCGCGACCCAGCACAAUGGCCAACCACAGACAUCACGAGCGGCCCGGCCCGGUGCAGACCAGUGCCGUCUACCUGCUCGGCCGGCCGGCCGGCCCGGUAGAGCGCCCGCCAUCACCACCCUCACCGGGCGGCACGCCCUUCUGCCCGCCCGCCCACCAGGAGCCGCCGCCGCUGCUCGACGGCGACAUCAUCCCGGCCCUUGGCACAAACUCGUCGCCACCGCCACCGCCAAUACCCCGCAGCGUCCCCGCCGCCGCCGCCGCCGCCUCCCCCAGAACCCUGGCCAGCCCCGUCGUCACGGCGCCGCCGUCGCCGUCGCUUCGGCCAGCAGGAUGGGGACCCGAGGCGACGGACCGCCUCGCCGGCGCCGUGCGCGUCCUCAACGCCGAGGCCGCAGCGCUGUCGUCCCUCGCGCGCCUCUACGCCACCGACGCGGCCGCGCGCGCGGCCUUUGACGCGGCCGCGUCGGCCGUGGCGCGCAGCCAGGGCCGGGGCGGGACGCUGGUGGUGAGCGGGGUCGGCAAGUCGGGCCACGUCGCGCGCAAGCUGGCCGCCACCUUUAGCUCGCUGUCGGUGCGCGCCGCCUUCAUGCACCCGACCGAGGCCCUGCACGGCGACCUGGGCCUGCUGGCGCCCCGGCGCGACGCCGCCCUGCUCGUCAGCUUUAGCGGCCGCACCUCGGAGCUGUGCGCCCUCGCCACCCACCUGGCGCCGGACCUGCCCGUCGUCGUCGUCACGGCCGCUCCCGACGGCGAGUGCGAGAUCGCGUCGCUGCUGCGGGGUGCCAGGGGGAGGGUAAGGAGGGGCGGCGGUAGCGGUGGCGGGAGCGCGGCCGCGUCGGGCGCUUCUUCUGUCGUCGGGGGAGCAGUGAGGGCCGGGUACGAGUUCGAUGGGGGGCCCGACGCUGUAGACGGCAGCAGAGCAUGGGCCGUGUCGUCCGGUGACGAGGACAUGGGAGACGGGGCGGCGCACGGCGCGCCCGUGGUGGUGCUGCCGGCCCCGAUCCCCGUCUCCGAGGUUGACUGCCUGGGCAUAGCCGCGCCGACGGCCAGCACGACGGUGGCCUUGGCGCUCGGAGACGCCCUGGCCGUUGUCGUGGGGCGCGAGCUCCACGGCGGCGUUGAGGGGGUGGCAUCCGUGUUUGCGAAAAACCACCCCGGAGGCGCCAUCGGCGCGGCCAUGUCUGCUUCCAGGGGGACGCCGUCACCGUCGACAUUUAACGACAGUCGGCCCGACACGCCAGGCUCAGAGCUUGGUCGUUAAGACAGCCCUCGGAAUAGGAAACACUGUUCACUUUUCGCCUGCUGCAACCAUGGCAUCUCCACUUCUUCCAAUACUUCGGAUCAACCUAAUAGAAGAACACCUACUUAUCUGAUACAUGCAGAGAUCGAGCUCCCC
This is a messenger RNA of Gaeumannomyces tritici R3-111a-1, 1679 nucleotides long. RefSeq names its product KpsF/GutQ family protein. Gene Ontology annotation, molecular function: carbohydrate derivative binding. Gene Ontology annotation, biological process: carbohydrate derivative metabolic process. NCBI's taxonomy places the organism in Eukaryota, Fungi, Ascomycota, Sordariomycetes, Magnaporthales, Magnaporthaceae. The transcript has a single exon. The record is from RefSeq and is a predicted model, not a curated record. Bases 297 to 1544 code for a protein of 415 amino acids.